Messenger RNA from Otolemur garnettii (small-eared galago), 2749 nucleotides. RefSeq names its product thymocyte selection associated family member 2 (gene THEMIS2). The record is from RefSeq and is a predicted model, not a curated record. The transcript is spliced from 6 exons. Bases 22 to 1935 code for a protein of 637 amino acids. Lineage: Eukaryota; Metazoa; Chordata; Mammalia; Primates; Galagidae. Gene Ontology annotation, biological process: T cell receptor signaling pathway.
CGCCCAGCCUGCGGCGGAACCAUGGAGGCGGUGCUGCUGCAGGACUUCGUGCGCGCCCUGGACCCCGCCUCCCUCCCGCGCGUGCUGCGGGUCUGUUCGGGGGUCUACUUCGAGGGCUCCAUCUACGAGAUUUCUGGGAAUGAAUGCUGCCUCUCCACAGGAGACCUGAUCAAGGUUACCCAGGUUCACCUCCAGAAGGUGGUCUGCAAGAACCCAAGGACAAGUCAGACCAUGGAGCUCGCCCCCAACUUCCAGGGCUACUUCACCGCCCUCACCAGCCCCCAGAGCUACGAAACCCUGGAAGAGCUGGCUUCUGCCAUAACUUGGAGCUCCAAGCAGCGGCCUGUUUACUUCAUGUCAACCCAAAGAAUUGUCACAGAGGCCAGGGUAGUGCCUGAGGACCAACUCCUCAUUUUUGAGGCGGUGGAAAUGUACCUCGGGACCCACUGUGCCCGCUGUGUCCUGGGACUGGGGAAGCAACAGGUCAUCCUACACCUGCCCCUAUCGCAGAAGGGGCCCUUCUGGAAGUGGGAGCCCAGUGCCCCUCGAACACUGCUCCAGACUCUGCAGGACCCUGCCCUGGGGGACCUCGUCUUCACCUGCCCCACCCUACCGUGGCAGUUCCUGGUCCUGAAGCCCCAGUAUGAGAUCCAAGCCAUCAUGCACAUGCGCAGGACCAUUGUUAAGAUCCCCUCUACCCUGGAGGUCGAUGUGGAGGAUGUCACCGCCUCCACCCAGCACAUCCAUUUCAUCAAACCGCUGCUGCUGAGCGAGGUCCUGGCCCGGGAAGGCCCCUUCCCCCUGGCCGUGGAGAUCCUGGAAGUUCCAGAGGGGCCCCCCAUCUUCCUCAGCCCAUGGGCAAGGUCUUUGCGGAAAGGCCAGCAGCUUUGCAUCCAUGGCCUGGCCUCACCACCCUGGCGGGUCCUAGCCUCAAGCAAGGGCCGAAAAGUACCCAGACACUUCAUGGUCUCCGGGACCUACCAGGGCAAGCUUCGAAGGCGGCCGAGGGAGUUCCCUACCGUCUAUGACCUCCUGGGUGCUUUCCAGCCGGGCCAGCCACUCCGGGUGGUGGCCACAAAGGACUGUGAGGGUGAGAGGGAGGAGAAUCCUGAGUUUACGUCUCUGGCUGUGGGUGAUCGGCUGGAGGUGUUGGGGUCUGGCCAGAUUAGUGGGACCCAAGGCUGCGACACAGACGUCUUGGUAUGUCAGAGGCUUAGUGACCAGUCUGGGGAGGAAGAGUGUGAGGAGGCUGAGUGCCAAGAGCAGAUUCUGCUGCCCUUGUACUUCUCUGGCAGCUUCGUGGAGGAGAUGAAUGACAGCCGGCGCUAUAGCCUGGUGCAUCUGACUGCCCAGUUCUCACUGCCUUGUGAGGUCAAGGUGGUGGCUAAGGAUCCCAGCCACCCCACUGACCCUCUGGCCUCCUUCUUGGGCCUGCAGUUGGAGGAGAAGAUCACAGAACCCUUCCUGCUGGUGAGCCUGGACUCCGAGGCUGGCCUGUGCUUUGAGAUCCCUCCCCGGUGGCUGGACCUGACUAUUGUGGAAGUCAAGGGGCAACGAGACUGGCCAGCUGGGUCCCUGCCUGUAGCCACAGUGGAGGAGCUGUCAGAUGCCUUCUACUAUCACCUUCGAAAGUUACCAGUCUGUGAGACCCAACGGCCCCCGCCCAGGCCCCCCAAAAGUCAGGGCCUCAGUGGGCGCAGGAGACAGAGCAGCGAGGAGGGAGGCACCAAGUCUUCUCAAAUCCCAGAAGUACAGGAACCUCCUCUGCUGCCCAAACCUGAAGUGAAGACAUCACCAAAGUGCACCAAGGACAUCUCCAAUACGUACAGCAAGAUUCCUGCCUCUAAGAGUGGCCGAAGGUCCAAAACACAGCAUGUGGAUGAAGAUGAACAUGAUUAUGAAGAAGUAAUUGAGCACUUUAGGAAAACCAUGUAGGUUUUGGAGUAAACCAUGCUUCCUAACUGCUGCUUCUCAGGGAAUCUGAAACACCAGCCAACCCUUACAAGCUUCUAAAAGGGCCUGGGCAAGGACUCACAGAAAUCAGACUGCAACAGGGAAUGGCUCUGUGGGGACUGAUUCAAAAUAGGGCAGCUUCCUUCAGGUUCUAAGCUCCUGUCACUGAGGGUGCCUUUCCUGGGCCCAGCACCCGGCACAUGGUAUACAGAGGAACCAGUGGAGUUGCACUCAAUUCUGCAUCCCGACCAGUGGUCCCAGAGAGGAGUCAAAGAGGCCACCAAACUUGGGGAUGGCAGCACAUUGCCAUCUGCCUCUCGAUAAAGGAGCUUCAGUCUUGAUCACACUGCACUGACAAACUUUUUAAAAUGUUUGCCACUCCCCCCUUUUCCUCCCUCCUGCUUCCACCUGCCCACCAAGCUUUAACGCCUGUGAGACCGGAAUUGUGUCUUCCUGGUCACUGAAUCACCUAGCAUAUGGGGGCUGCAGGGGGGAGCCUGGCUUCAAGAGCAGAAAAUUAGUGAAAUGAGGGAAGCCAGUUGAAGACCUUUGUGGAGACCCCAGGUUGCAAAAAACUGGUAGGUUUCAUCAGAUGGUGCUAAGAUAUUGUCAAAGUUGUAAGUGACUAUCCAAGAUCAUUUCAUUCUAAAGGCACAAAAUAAAAAUGACAUUGCCAAGUGCAGUGGUAUGUAUCUAUAGUCCCAGCUACCCGAGAGGUUAAGAUGGGAGGAUGGCUUGAACCCAGAAGUUCAAGACUAGCCCAGACAACAUCACCUCAAGAACUUAGUUCCCAAGU